Messenger RNA from Fraxinus pennsylvanica, 441 nucleotides. The record is from the annotation of a GenBank genome assembly. Lineage: Eukaryota; Viridiplantae; Streptophyta; Magnoliopsida; Lamiales; Oleaceae.
AUGCCUCGGAGUACAUUUUCAGGGUCGGUCACCUCUCCGAAGGUGGACAUCAUUGUGGACUUGGGAAAUCCCUUUCUCAAUCUCACUGUUGAUGGUUUUUUGAAGAUAGGCACUGUGGCUGCAACAAAAGUAGCUGCGGAGGAAGCAUAUUCCAUUGUUAAACGAGGGAGUGUUUCACACCACAACUUUGAGCAUUCGUUGAAAAAAAUGUGUAAAGAAGGUGCAUAUUGGGGAACAGUUGCUGGAGUUUAUGUGGGAAUGGAGUAUGGAUUUGAGAGAAUCCGUGGAACCAGAGACUGGAAGAAUGCCAUGUUAGGAGGUGCAUUGACGGGGGCACUCAUAUCAGCAGCCUGCAACAACGGUCGAGACAAGAUCGUAACGGAUGCCAUAGCUGGAGGUGCGGUUGCAACUGCUGCAGAGUUCCUCAAUUACCUGACCUGA